CAAUGGGCGUGCAGCUUGUUGAGGGGGCGGAGCCUGUGGCAGCUGACGGCUGGAGCAGGGAUGUCAGCACCAGACUCAGGAACAGCUCCACCUGGUCAGACCGCCCCUUUCCCCAAUGCUCCACCUCUGAUGCCUCCACCUUUUAUGCCACCCCCUGGCCUUCCACCUCCUUUUCCACCAAUUGGACUGCCACCAAUAGGACAGAGGCCUCCAGCAAUGCCCCCAAUUCCUCAUGCUAUGUUGCCACCUAUGAUCCCACCCUUGGCAGGACCGCCUCCUAUCUCUCAGCUCCCAAAUCUUGUGCCACCACUGUUGCCGACUAUGAUGUUGCCAGCCGUCACAACCAGCACUACUACACAGGCGACUGCUCCGGGAACAGAGGCUGUGAGCCCACUAGUAACUCAACCAGCUCCAAUGACACGGAAUACUGUUGCAGAAGAAAUUUCACCCUCUCAAGACAUUCCAUUAAAGAAGUCUCUAUGGACUGAGCACAAAGCUCCAGAUGGGCGUACCUACUACUACAACACUGAAACCAAGCAGUCCACCUGGGAGAAGCCAGAUGAGCUAAAAUCCAAAACAGAGCUUCUUCUCUCGCAGUGUUGCUGGAAGGAGUAUAAAUCCGAUACAGGCAAACCGUAUUAUUACAACUCCAAGACCAAGGAGUCACGCUGGACCAAACCCAAAGAUUUAGAAGAAUUAGAAGUGUUAAUAAAACAAGAGGAAGAAGCUGGAAUUGAUCAUGAAAAUAAGUCUGCGCCCUCCAGUCCUCGCUCUACUGCAGCUUUGUCUGACACUGAGAUGGCACCAACUGAGGAGGUAUCAAUGUUGCCACCUAGUAUACCAGAGCCAGCUGACACCGGCGAAACAGAAACUUCUCAAGAUGAUGCUACAUUUAACCAGAAGGAACUGAGUAAUAGUGAUAGCCUGCAAAUUGAAGAAUACAAAAUGGAGCCAGAGAAACCAUUUUAUCACUGGAGCACAAAAGAAGAAGCUAAACAGUUAUUUAAAGAUCUUCUGAAGGACAAGGGUGUUUCUUCUAAUGCAACAUGGGAGCAAGCAAUGAAAAUGAUUAUUAAUGAUCCACGGUACAGUGCACUGCCAAAAUUGAGUGAAAAGAAACAUACAUUCAAUGCUUAUAAAUCACAGCGUGAAAAAGAAGAGAAGGAGGAAAAUCGACUCAGAGCCAAGGAGGCUAAAGAGAAGCUACAGAGUUUCCUAGAGCAGCAUGAGAAGAUGACAUCAGCCACUCGAUAUAGGAAAGCCGAGCAAAUGUUUGGAGAACAAGAAGUGUGGUUACUGGUUCCAGAAAGAGAUCGCAAAGAAAUUUAUGAUGAUGUUCUCUUUUUUCUCGCAAAAAAAGAAAAGGAACAAGCAAAGCAGCUGAGGAAACGUAACGUUCAAGCCCUGAAAAAUAUCUUGGAUAAUAUGAGCAAUGUUAGCUUCCAAACAACAUGGUCGGAGGCCCAGCAGUACCUAAUGGAUAAUCCAAUGUUUGCUGAGGAUGAAGAACUUCAGAAUAUGGAUAAAGAAGAUGCCCUCAUUUGUUUUGAGGAGCAUAUCCGAGCUCUGGAAAAAGACGAAACUGAAGAAAAGGAAAAAAGUAGGCUCCGUGAAAGGCGCCAGCAACGUAAAAAUCGUGAAUCUUUCCAGGUGUUUCUUGAUGAGCUGCAUGAAACCGGCCAGUUACACUCCAUGUCUACGUGGAUGGAGCUGUACCCGUCAGUAAGCACUGACACCCGCUUUUCUAACAUGCUAGGACAGACAGGUUCUACUCCACUUGAUUUGUUUAAGUUUUAUGUAGAGGAUCUGAAGGCUCGAUUCCAUGAUGAGAAAAAGAUCAUAAAAGAUAUUCUGAAGGAUCGUAACUUCAGUGUUGAGGUGAAUACUACAUUUGAAGACUUUGCACACAUCAUCAGUUUUGAUAAGCGAGCAGCUACACUUGAUGCUGGAAACAUCAAGUUAACAUUUAAUAGUCUCCUGGAGAAAGCAGAGGCCCGGGAACGUGAGCGAGGAAAGGAAGAAGCACGCAAGUUUAGACGGAAAGAAGCAGCAUUUAAAAGCAUGUUAAAGCAGGCGGCUCCACCUCUAGAAUUAGACAGCAGCUGGGAUGAUGUACGAGAACGGUUUGUUGGUGACAGUGCUUUUGACCAGAUUACAGUGGAAUCAGAAAGGAUCCGUCUAUUCAAGGAAUUUAUGCUGUCUUUUGAGAAUGAAUGCCAGCAUCAUCAUUUUAAAGCCAAGAAACACUCCAAAAAAUCCAAAAAGCACCACCGUAAGCGUUCUCAAUCACCCAGCCCUGCAGAGUGGGGGAGGAAGAAGGUCCCAGAAAACUCUACCUGGGAUACAGCUGGAGCAGUAGAGAAAACAUCAGAGACAGAGGAGGAAAACCACCAACAUCGCUCACAAAAAAGAAAGAAGAGAAACCAUUCAGAGUCAGGGUCUGAGGUCUCAUCAUCAGGUGAUUCAGAACAUAGUUCCAGGAAAUCCAAGAGACAGAAAAAGAAAAAUAAGAAAAAGAGACACAAAUCGAACAGUCCGGGGAGUGAAGCAGAGAAGGAAAAAGAGAGAAGUAAGAGGGAACGAGAUCCAGACAGUGAACAUAUGAAAGAGAGAAUGAAAGACCGAGACCACGAUCAAGAGACCUCAGACAGCGGCCCCAGAUCACUAAAACAGGGCCUGCAGAAGGAGAAAACAGGCUGGGACACAUCAGAGAGCGAGCUCAGUGAAGGAGAACUGGAGAAGAGGCGGCGAUGUCUACUCCAGCAGCUGGAUGAUGAUCAGUAGAUAGAUUUGGCUUCCCACACUGGAGCACUACUUACAAUCAUGCGUUUUAAUAGUUUGGGCUAACAGGUUUGGUUCUAUAGAAGUGUGCACUGGAUGUCUGGUAUUAGUUCAGAAUAGAAGCCGGGUCCUGGUCCUUGGCCACCUAUCUAAGGUUUUAUUUGUAACAUAAGAGCUGAAAUUUAAUUUUCAUAGGCAGCAUCACAGUUUAUCAUUUGUACUAGUUUUUAGACCAUAGAAGAAUUGUACUUUUUGUUUGUUUGUUUUUUUAAGAAAAUGCAGACUCUUUAAAGGGGUACACCACUGCUACAGCAUUCGGAACAUUGUGUUAUGAACGCU
Hyla sarda is the source of this 3120-nucleotide messenger RNA. RefSeq names its product pre-mRNA processing factor 40 homolog B (gene PRPF40B). Gene Ontology annotation, molecular function: RNA binding; protein binding. The coding region runs from base 61 to 2784 and encodes 907 amino acids. Lineage: Eukaryota; Metazoa; Chordata; Amphibia; Anura; Hylidae. The transcript has 27 exons. The record is from RefSeq and is a predicted model, not a curated record. Gene Ontology annotation, cellular component: U2-type prespliceosome; U1 snRNP. Gene Ontology annotation, biological process: mRNA cis splicing, via spliceosome.